AUGCACCUCCGGCGGCUGCUACAGGCCGCGGCCACAGCUACAUGCUUGGCAGGUGUUGCAGUUGAAGCUGUCGAUGUUAACCCACUACCCGCUCCAGCUGAUAUCACCUGGGGGACUUCCGGGCCCAUCCAUAUCAGUGAAAGACUUGAGUUUAGAGGACCCAACAACUAUCUUCUCAGGGCCGCCUGGAGGCGCGCAUCCGACGCAAUCAGAACUAUCAGAUGGACUCCUGCCGUGGUCGAAAAACCAAUUCCAACAUUUGAGCCGUUCCCGGGCAGUUCAAAGGCACAGCGCGACAGCGUUUGGCCACCACAGCGCUCCCUGGUCAGAAUGGUCAAUGUUAAAGUCAAAAACGAGCGGGCCGAAUUACAGCAUGGCGUUGAUGAAUCCUACACUCUGGACAUCAAAGAACGAUCUCAUUCUAUUGAUAUCACUGCCAACACCAUCUGGGGAGCUAUGCAUGCCUUUACUACACUCCAGCAGAUCAUCAUUGCCGAGGGCUACUGGCGACUGAUCGUCGAACAGCCAGUCUCCAUCAAGGACCAGCCACUUCCUGGGCCUGUCAAGAUUAACCGCUAUCCCCAAAUGACGAAGGGCGCCUACUCCCCCCGUGAAGUAUACACGCCAGAAGAUAUCCGCCACAUUGUCCAAUACGCCAGGGAACGUGGAAUCCGUGUCGUCCCGGAAACUGAUAUGCCAGGCCACUCUGCAAAGGGUUGGGAGCAAGUCGAUCCUAAGAUGAUCGCUUGCGCCAAUUCUUGGUGGUCUAAUGAUGUUUGGGCGCUUCACACUGCAGUCGAACCAAACCCAGGUCAACUCGAUAUCAUCUACGACGGAACUUACAAGGUCGUGGAAAAUGUCUACAAGGAGCUCAGUACUCAAUUCCCAGAUAAUUUCUUCCACACCGGUGGCGACGAGGUGCAUCCUAACUGCUUCAAUUUCAGCAGCAUUAUCCGGGAUUGGUUCGCUGAGGACUCUAAGCGUGACUUCAACGACCUACUUCAGAUAUGGGUCGACAAAGCUUAUCCGAUUUUCAAAGACCGCCCCUCCCGUCGCCUCAUCAUGUGGGAAGAUGUCCUUCUCGGCGGAAUGCAUGCGCACACUGUCCCCAAGGACGUGAUCAUGCAAUCAUGGAACCUGGGUCCAGAAAACAUCAAGAAACUCACUUCUCAAGGCUACGACGUCAUUGUCUCUUCUGCCGACUUCCUCUACCUUGACUGUGGUUUCGGAGGCUGGGUCGGCAAUGAUCCCAGAUAUAAUGUCAUGUUCAACCCAGACCCAGCACACCAAACUUCAACUACCUUGGACCUGGGCGGCUCGUGGUGCGCCCCGUACAAGACCUGGCAACGGCUAGAGAUUGAGGAGGGAAAGAGAGAAGUGGGCUAG
Histoplasma mississippiense is the source of this 1386-nucleotide messenger RNA. RefSeq lists its product as hypothetical. The coding region runs from base 1 to 1386 and encodes 461 amino acids. Gene Ontology annotation, biological process: carbohydrate metabolic process; glycosaminoglycan metabolic process. The transcript has 3 exons. Gene Ontology annotation, cellular component: membrane. NCBI's taxonomy places the organism in Eukaryota, Fungi, Ascomycota, Eurotiomycetes, Onygenales, Ajellomycetaceae. Gene Ontology annotation, molecular function: beta-N-acetylhexosaminidase activity. The record is from RefSeq and is a predicted model, not a curated record.